UCUUGGUUUGUAACUUUGUAAUUUGUAGUUAUAUUGUCAUUGUCAUUCUAAACAUUACAAUUUUUGUUUGCGUUCAUAAUUUAUUAUUUUAUGAGUCUCUAAUGCGGUGAUCGUGAAAAAUGAGCGAUUUUGCCAAUGCCACUGAGGCUGCUUCCCUGGCCGUGCAAUUCGAUCAGGCGGGACAGACGGACAAAGCUGUGGAAUGCUAUAGGACAGCCGCGAGAUUGCUGGAUAGAGUUCGGGAUCAAUUUCCUCCAGAAAAACAACAAGAUGUUAGGAAUAAAGUUCAGGAGUAUCUAGAAAGGGCCAAUGUGUUGAAAGAGCAGCAAGAAAGAGCUCAACAAGCAAGUAGCGAGCGUGCAAUGCAACAAUGCUACUUCCUCAUGCAACAGGCUUUAGAUGCUGAUGAAGCCAACCUGAAAGAUAAUGCAUUACAGCUGUAUACUCAGGCUGUUGAAUUGGCUGUUUCUGUUAAAGCAAGUGAUCCAGAUAUAAAAGCAAAGAUUAAAGGUUUAGCUGAGCAAGCCCUUGAUAGGGCUGAGGAGUUGAAGGGUAUUAGGCGGAUUGGAGCUUUGUCAAUUAAUGAACCAAAGAGGCCAGUGGUAACUCCAGUUAAACCCGUCCUACAAAGAGACCAAAGCGUACACCUAAAAGUAAGUGGAAAGCAAGCCACUUACUCAGAAGAAGAAAAAGAGGUUCUACGUACAACUUCAAAUAUCAACAACAAUUGUUUUUUACCGUUUAUGGACGUAGACUUAUCGGAGAAGUUCCAAUAUGCUAUACCUUUUGAGGAUAGAGCCAGUGAGUUGAAGCUGUCUUCGAAACAGGAGAAGGAAUUUGAUAGCUGGGUGCGGCCGCAUGAAAUAUGUACGGAUCCAAAGAUGAUUGUGGGAGAUCAUGUUGACUGUUUUAGUAUUAAGCAGACUAUAGUAUCAGACUGCUCAUUCGUAGCAUCGUUAGCAGUCAGCGCACUCUACGAGAAGAGAUUUAACAAGAAGAUCAUUACUUCCAUCAUCUACCCUAAGAACAAGAGCAAGUCGCCGGUCUACAAUCCCUUUGGCAAAUAUAUGGUGAAGCUGCAUCUCAAUGGUGUUAGGAGGAAGGUGAUAAUAGACGAUCGCUUGCCGUACAGUAAAUACGGCCGGCUUCUCUGUUCGUACUCGAGCAACAAGAACGAGUUCUGGGUGUCUCUGCUAGAGAAGGCUUAUAUGAAGGUCAUGGGAGGAUAUGAUUUUCCUGGCUCGAAUAGUAACAUAGAUCUCCACGCCCUAACAGGCUGGAUACCUGAAAGGUCAGCAAUCCGAAACGGCGAACCAGAUUUUAACGCAGAUGCCUUAUACGAGAAGAUCAGAACCAGACUGGAGAGAGGCGAUGUGUUAGUCACAGUGGCUACUGGUCCAUUGUCAGACGCGGAAGCAGAACGCACGGGGCUAGUAGCCACACAUGCCUACGCCGUGUUAGACGUCAGACUGGCUAAUGGUGUAAAACUCCUAAAACUCAAAAACCCGUGGUCCCACCUCCGUUGGCGCGGCAACUACUCGGAGCUCGACCUAGCACACUGGACGCCGUCACUACGCGCGUUACUGAACUACGAUCCGGACAGCGCAGCGCAGUAUGACAACGGCGUAUUCUGGAUAGACUACGCGAGUAUACUGAACUUCUUCGAUGUUUUUUACUUGAAUUGGAACCCGGAGAUGUUUCAGUAUACUUAUUGUAUACAUCAAAAAUGGGACGCCGGCACUGGUCCAGCCAAAGACGCGUACAACAUAGGCGAGAACCCACAGUUCUCUCUCCACGUGCAGGGACGCGGAGCCGUCUGGUUGCUCCUAACCCGACACAUCACGCAGAUAGACGACUUCAGAGACAAUAAGGAGUACAUCACUCUGCUCGUGUAUAAGAACGGCCGCCGGGUUUACUAUCCCUACGAUCCUGAACCUUACAAAGACGGAAUAAGGAUCAACAGUCCUCACUACCUAUGCGAGUUACUAAUAGGAGAGAAUAGCGCGGACAGAUAUACUCUGGUUGUGUCUCAGUAUGAGAAGAGUAAAACUAUAUUCUACACGUUGAGGGCUUAUGCUACGUGUCCCUUCACGCUUAGCAAGCUUGAGCCUUAUCCGUAUAAGAAAAUGCUAAAAGGCGAAUGGACAGCCCGUACGGCAGGUGGUUGCGAGAACCACCGAGCAACCUACCCAAACAACCCAAAAUUCACCAUCACGGUGCCCGAAGCCAGGUCUCCUUGCAACAUAGUGAUAGAACUUAAAGGCCCUAAGCAGUAUCAGAUGGGAGUAGACGCGAGGGUCGAGGCUUUAGACGACCCUACCGUUACUGCGCCGUUUUUGAAGGAGAGCUCUGGUCCUUAUAGGGCCGGUUUCGUAGUAUUAGAGCUACGCAAUCUUCCCGCCGGUCGGUACAUUCUUACACCUUCGACCUUCUACCCAGGGCAGGAAGGUCCAUUUUUCCUUGAACUAAGAUCAACUUGCCCCAUUACAUGUGAGGGACGCAACUAGCGAGCUGUUGGCAGAAGGAAGCAAGACGAAAGUAGGUUUUAAUUUCAUUGUAUUAAGGUUAAAAAUCGAAUGCAUAGACAUUGAAUUUGAAUCGAGAACAUCAUUAUUUAUUUUCAAAUGUUAUAAAGAAGAAGAAGAAAGUUAUAAAGGUAUGUUUUGAAAACUAGCUGCCGAUCGCAACUGCCUAUCACACGUGCCUCGAUUGCAUGAAUACGAACGCAGCUGCACUGCUGGUUUGUAUGAAUUUUUACAUGAAACCCUUUUGGAUCGCAGCGGCAGCAGUACGUGCAGUCGCCCUCCGUUAUUGACCGAUUUCAUGCAGUCGCUCCAAGUGCGGUCGGCACUCGCAGUCGGCAGCUAGCAUUCAAAACGCACCUUUACAGUAACGAGUGUUCGAUUUUUAAACCUAAUUUUAAAUGACGUGUAAAUAAAUAAUAAUUUAAUUGUUGAAUGGAUUUUGAACUGUAUGCUGAAGAAGUUAGUGUCUAAAAUGCUUUAAAACGUGUUGCUAGAAUUUUUGCAGUUUUAUUGAUGUUACAAAUGAUACUGUCUAUAGAUGAAGUCUCAGUAAUUUUAUGUUUUUUUUUGUUCUAGAAUAAAAACUAUUUUUGGUUCGUUUUGAAACUAGAAAAAUGUAUUUUGUAUAGGAAUGUUUUCGUCCAUGUAGGCCUAUGUGUUGUGAUUUAAUUUUGUCCAUUAAAAUUUAGUGAUUUAUUUAGAUCUGUAACUUUAAAAUUAUAUGUCAAAAAGCGUACACACUACAAGAAAAUUUAUUUUGAUUGAGCAUAAAAAAACUGCACCUUUGUGGUAUUAAUCCAAAAGUAUCGAUUCUGGUUUUAAUUGCCAACAGUUGUAUCGAAGAGAGAGAUGAUUGAGAGACACAAAUUGACCAUAGAGAAUUAGUAACCAUAGAGUUAACGCAACUUUUACUAUAAUUUGUCUAUGAAAAAAUAUCACAUUUUAAUAAAGAAAUAUGUACACAAAAAUAUCACAAUAUUCCCUAGAAUUGACCAGACAUUUAGUAAGAAGAUUUCCUUAGGCCGAUUAAGUGUUUUCCGCUAAAUACUCGAGGGUAUUCCGCGGGAUUCCAUUUGCGUCGCUCCAAACAUUGUUAGCGACAGAGUUGGGUUUGUCUAUGGGGAGUUCUGGUUUUAAAUUCUUGCUUGACUAUGUAUUUUUUGGUAAGAGGUUUUACUUUUUUUUUGUUUCAAGCAGUUUUGUUAUGUAAAUGGAGGUUGAAUUUGUUAGUAUGAAUUAUGAAGUGAACAUAUCGUGGAAAUAUUGACGCUGGCUUAUUUCUCUUAUAAUAUUUAAAAUGAAUGAAUUUUAAAAUAUUUCUAUGUUAACAUUGUGACUAACAAAAAUGAUCACGUAACACAGCUUUUGUCAAAACACAGGUUUAAAAAAAAAAGUUUCACAAACCACUACUUUAUAAUAUUUUAAAACAUGUUAAAACUAAAGUUUGUAAAACGAAAAACAGAAGUGCGAAGCCGUGGUAACAGCUAAUUGCGAUUAUGUAAAUGUAGUCCGUUUUUGUGCACUACAGUGUACGUUCUCUAAAGGAUGAUAACGGCUACUGUAAUGCGGAUGUAUCUAAGUUUUUUGUGUCAGCUUUUUAGCUUCUGACCGUAGUUUUAACUGCAGUUUUCUGUAAACGAUAUAUCAGUUGUUUUACGAUUAGAGAUUGUUACAUCCAUACUAACAUAAUAAAGAAGAAUAUUUUUUGGUUUUUGUUCCUCAACCGUCUUGAAAAAUUCUUUCACUGUUGCAAAGCUAUAUUCUUCCCGAGUAACAUUGGCUAUAUUUUAUCCCGGUACCGGCAUUAGUUCCUACAGGACGCGAGUAAAGCCGCGGGAAAGCGGCUAGUAAUUUAUAUGGAGUUAAUGUGAAAAUUCAAUCUCUACUCGUAAAACAACAGAUAUAUAAAUUAUAGAAAUCCAGGAGUGAUUCCGCCAAACUUUUUGUGCACAUUUGUUCGAGAACACCAAUUUUAACGCGUCAUAGUAUGUUCGCGCAGUAAGGUUUCAGUUUUGCGAAUAUUUUCGAAAAGUUUGUAUGAAUGUAAAUCAAUUGUUUAAAGUCACUAGUCAAGGUAAAUCGUCCAAUUGUAUGGUAAGACCAGAGCAAGAUAAUAAACGAUACAUAAUAAUCGAUUAGUACAUAUAAAAGGUGUUCAAGAAAUUAUAUAUUAGCAGUGUUUAAUAAUGCCUUAUAACAAGAAGAAUAUAAAAUGUUAAAACGUAAAAAAUAGCAAUAAGAGGCCUUAUAUAUGUAUCCAUAUUCCUUUUCCCUUCGUCUGUACGACAGUUUAAUAUUUCGUUAAAACUGUCUUAAUAAAAAACAGAAUCUUAUUAUUUGACGAAAAAUAUUAUAAGUUAUUAAGUACAUCAGUUCAAGAUUUUUUUACACCUCAUAUUCAAAUCAUAGAUAUAAAGAAUAGAGGGCAUUGCAUAAUAGAAAUGUAUCUUUGAUAGACAGAGCUGCGUGAUUUCUCUCACGCUUUUUAUCCUGUGAUUCGUCAAAGCCGCAAGGAGAAUUUAGCGUAAAGUACCACCACGUAACUUUGCAAUUCUAUAGUUAACCAUUUUACUCCUUGAGCAUUUAUUCGUACAGAUAUUGUCGAGAAGGUUUGCUUGUCUGAAUUUGGCUACUAAUGAUUUCACAAUAGUCAAAAAAUAUAUGAGAAUAACACUAGGUACGUAAGUCAGCCAAAUGGCUAGUUUCAGAAGUGCAAAGUAACGUGGCGCAAACUAUAUUCUUAUAUCUCUAUGGUUUAAAUAGGAGGCCAAGGCUUGUUCGCUUAUUCUGCCGUUCCGCUCUCAAAGUUACGCAUUUCACAUGUCUCGCUCUGCUGUGAUAAUUUAGUUCUUAAGGUCAAAUCACAGUGUAUUAUAAUAAUGUUAAAAAUGUAUUUUCUUUUUAUAGAAUGUUAAUUAAUAAAUAUAUUUUGAUAAUAA
Molecule: messenger RNA, 5464 nt
Organism: Helicoverpa armigera (cotton bollworm)
Lineage: Eukaryota; Metazoa; Arthropoda; Insecta; Lepidoptera; Noctuidae
Product: calpain-7
Exons: 12
Coding region: 120-2507 (795 amino acids)
Biological process (GO): proteolysis
Molecular function (GO): calcium-dependent cysteine-type endopeptidase activity
Source: RefSeq, a predicted model, not a curated record